Vigna angularis (adzuki bean) is the source of this 2012-nucleotide messenger RNA. RefSeq lists its product as uncharacterized. The transcript is spliced from 6 exons. Lineage: Eukaryota; Viridiplantae; Streptophyta; Magnoliopsida; Fabales; Fabaceae. The record is from RefSeq and is a predicted model, not a curated record. The coding region runs from base 680 to 1867 and encodes 395 amino acids.
AAUGUUUUUGUUUCAAGUUAAUUACUGUGGUCAGAGAGGAAGAGUGAGUGAUACUCAUGUUUAGCAACAAUAAAAACUUUUAUUACGUACGGGCUUUUACCGAUGGUACGGAAUCCAUUUACCGGCGGACUGGAUUGCUGCCUUAACGGACAGCCUUGGGGUGACAUAAAAUACCGACGAAUUUUGGCCGUCGGUAAUGUCCGCGAUGCAUUAGGUUAUUAGGUUUUAAAUUUGGGUAUUCCUUUCUCAAAUCGCCGAAAAUCAAUUUCAGAACUUCCUCUCCUCCCUUCCUGUUCUCUCGAGGUAACCCUUGUGUUGUGUGGGCGCGAGUUUGGUUUUCCCUAGCCGGUUUGAUGAGCGUGGUGGUGCGGACGCUGGCGGCGGUUCGUUGGUGGGUGGGUGUCUUCCCUUCCCUGUUCUCUCUUCAUUCAUAUUGUCUUCUGUCAGCGCGAGGUUGGUCGCCCUAAGCCAGUUUCAAGAGGUUGCUGUUGCGGACGCUGACGGCGGUUCGUUGGUGGCUGGUUUGCGGGUUGGGUGGCUAGGGUUGUUUUUCUUCGUUCUGGGUUCUGGGUGUUGCGGCAGGGGUGGUGGUUUGUGGAGCUUGGCGUUAGGAGGGAUUUGCCGUGAAGUUGGGUUGGCUGUUGCGUAGUGCUCCGUUGCCACAUUUUUUGGACAGAACAUGGCCGAAGUCCCCAACCACCGUGCCUGGAUGUAUGACCGUUGUUAUAGUGGAAGAAGAGGUUUAAAGGAAGCUUUUGUCGAAGGAGUUGAACAGUUUCUGCAGACGGCUCGACAAUAUAAAUAUUAUGUUCCUGAUGGAGGGAUUCGAUGCCCAUGCAUGAAGUGCGAAUGUACAAGGAUUUUGAAAGAUGAGGUGGUCAGAGUUCACCUAUAUCAAAAAGGGUUCAUGCCAAAUUACACGGUUUGGACAUUUAACGGUGAAGAAAUUCCUCAUACCUAUGAUCGACCUUUCAUUGAACCUUAUGGUCGAGGAUUUGUUCCUUCUAGAGUUGCUUCAGCAGCCAUCAGUUGGUCUAUUAAGGAUCAAUUUCUUCAGCCCUGGCCAUCAUGGGGGGCAAUCCCUGCAGAGGACAGGGAACCUUUCUGGCAGAGAUUUAAGCAAGAUGUGCAGUGGAUAGCUGAGCAUGAAGCUCAAAUUAAGAAAAACUUCCAAAGCAAAGCAUCUCAAAGACUAUCAAAAAUUUUUAGAGAUGCAAGGAUCACAGGAAGACGCCCUUAUUGGAUGGGGGAACACAUAUGGAACUCAUUGCUGGCACAUUGGACUUCGCCAGACUACCGCAAUAAAUGUGCUCAAAGAAAUAGGGCUUUAGAAAAAGGUGGUGUACUACACACGAGAGGAUCAAUCUCUACACAUGAGCAUGCCAUUCAUAUGGCAACAGAGCUUGGACAAGCAGUCCAUGUUGAUGAGGUGUUUACACAAACUCAUCUUCAAAAGGGGACUAGCGCAUAUGUUGAUGAAAGGUCUCGCAAGACUAUUGAAGAUUUUUCUCUUAGAUUCUCACAGGCCAAAUCUGAGGUGAGAUCUAUUUCUGAUGCUGCAUCAAGAGUAGAUGCCGGCGAUGGCAACAUCAGACAACCAUCUACAUCCGACACAUCUGACGAGAGCAAUGUUGUUAGUAGACAGGCUUAUGAUGCACUUCUAGCCAGACUUAAGAAUCUUGAAAAUCUGGUCAUGACAUUUCUACCUCAGCAAGGACAGAAUCAGUGCGUUCCAUCAUCGUCCCAACAGCAACACCCACCGAUGCAGCCCACCCCCAUGCAGCCAUCUGCCAACCAACAGCCACCUCCUCAGCAACUGCCUCUGCAAGAAGACGAUGAUGAUUCUGAUGAUUAUAAUGACUAUUAGGCAUUUAGGAACUUUUUAAAACAUUGAUGUAAGGCUUUUUAUUUUAAAACGUAGUUCUUUUAUUUUCAAUGACCAUCAUACAAUAACUAUUUAUUUUAGUUAUAUGAAUCUUGAAUGAUUGCAAACUGAUAUAUUGUUAACUUAA